Molecule: messenger RNA, 2325 nt
Organism: Macrosiphum euphorbiae (potato aphid)
Lineage: Eukaryota; Metazoa; Arthropoda; Insecta; Hemiptera; Aphididae
Source: the annotation of a GenBank genome assembly
AUGUCCAUCUACUAUCAGAACAUUCGAGGUAUUAAUACUAAAUUGGAUAUGUUUACUCGUAAUGUCUCUCUAUGCAAUUAUGAUAUUAUUAUAAUUACUGAAACCUGGUUAUCUGACAAUGUAAAAAAUGCGGAACUUGGACUUUGUCCCCGUUAUACUAUUUUUCGAUGUGAUCGUUGCAGUACUCGUGAUGUUACUACAAGAGGUGGUGGAGUGCUGAUUGCAGUCAAGAACCAGUUCUCGUGCCGUCGUCUUCCUCUCUUGGACAACUCAGUUGAGCAAUUAUUUAUACAAAUUAGUGAAAAAUCUUUAUCUUUAGUUAUAGGUGCUGUUUAUAUCCCCCCUGCUUCUGAUAUUAAUGUUUACGACAUACACUUCAAUGCUAUUGAUGUUUUGUUAAAUAAUAACCGUCAUUCGAAAUUUUUAAUUUUUGGUGAUUAUAAUCUACCAAAUAUUAGUUGGCAAUCUGUAAAUGGUUCAAUUGUCGCUUCAGGUGCUCGUGCCGGUUCUCUUGAAUCUAAUGUGUUAGCGCAAUUGUCUUAUCUAAAUUUAAUGCAAUUUAAUUUAAUAUAUAAUCGCUCUGGAUCGUUACUUGAUCUUAUUUUUUCUAACGUGUUUGAUAUUAAUGUAAUUAACGAGAAUCACACAUUAUUACCAUUAGAUUCUAUGUACCACCCAGCACUAUCAGUUGAAUUACCUAUUUUACCAUUUAAGUAUUUAGAAUAUAAUGAACAAAUGUACGAUUUUGUCAACUGUGAUUAUAAUAGUAUUAGAUCUAAUCUUGCUUCUUUGGACUGGAAUGGCAUAUUCAAUGGUCUAGAUAUUAAUGAUACAGUAAAUAUAUUUUAUAAUAAUGUUUUUAAAAUAAUUAAUGCCUAUUGUCCGGUUAAAACUGUAUAUUUAACAAAGCACCCUCACUGGUUCAGCAGUUCUUUAAAGAAAUUAAUUCUUGAUAAAAAAAUUGCUCAUAAAACAUAUAAACAAUCACCUAAUUCAUAUAAUUACAACAAAUUUUCUAAUUUACGUGCAUGCUGUAAGGCUCAAAAUAAAAUUGAUUAUAAUAUUUUUAUCCAAAAAAUUCAAAAUUCUAUUACUAGUAAUCCUAAGUUAUUUUGGAAAUAUGUUAAUAGCAAACGCUCUACUCUUUCACUCCCAAACUCUAUGUAUUACAAUAAUGAAAAUAUUUCUGGUGGUUAUGACAUUACUAAUUGCUUUGCUCAACAUUUUUCCAGUGUCUUAAAUAUGCCGUCAAUUACUGAAAGUAUUGUUGAUUAUUACAAUACUAGUAUUCCUUCUAUUGAUUUAAAUUCAUGCACUCUGGCUAUUAGCGAUGUUUAUAAUGAGCUCAAUGAAAUCAAAUAUAGUACUUGUUCUGGUCCAGAUAAUAUUUCUAACACAUUUUUUAUGCAAUGUAAGUUUGUUUUAUCAACUCCCUUAUUGAUCAUAUUCAAUCGGUCUCUUGCUAUUGGAGUCUUUCCGGACCAAUGGAAAAUAUCAUAUGUCUCUCCGGUUUAUAAAAGUGGAGAUAGUAACCAUAUAAUUAACUAUAGACCUGUCUCCAUUAUAUCCAUUAUUCCUAAAAUAUUCGAGGGUAUCGUAUACAAGAAGAUUAGUCCGCUCUUUAAAAAUUUUAUUAUAAACGAGCAACAUGGUUUUAUGUCAAGUAGAUCCACUACUACUAAUCUCUUGGUUUUGCAACAUUUUAUUUUAAAUGCAUUUAAAUCAAAUUGCCAAGUCGAUGUAAUAUACACUGAUUUUGCUGAGGCCUUUGACAAGAUAGAUCAUAAUAUUCUCUUCAAAAAAUUAUUCCAAUCCGGUCUCUGCAAUCCAUUCUAUUCUUGGCUAGUCUCUUUCUUAUCUGGUCGUAAGCAGUACGUUAAAUUUAAAAAUUAUAAUUCUUAUAUUUACAAUGUCACCUCUGGAGUUCCUCAGGGAUCUCAUUUGGCUCCGCUUCUUUUUAAUAUUUAUAUUAAUGAUAUUAGUAAUAUCAACUCAAAUAUACUGCUAUUUGCCGAUGACGCUAAACUAUUCCGUAUUAUAAAAACUCCACUAGACUCUAAUCUGCUUCAAUAUGAUCUUGAUGACAUAAGUAAUUGGUGUGAUAAUAAUAAAUUAUAUUUGAAUGUUUCAAAAUGUAAAAUUAUUACUUUCACUAGAAAGCGUGUGUCUAUAUUAAACAAAUACUUUUUAAAUGGUAUUGAACUAGAACGAGUUAAUCUAAUUAAAGAUUUAGGUGUAUAUCUUGAUUCCUCUCUUUCAUUCAAUGAUCACCAUGUCCAUAUUCAGAAUAGAGCGUCAUCAAUGCUUGGCUUUAUAAUUGCGUAG